AACACGAUGACGUAACUUCCUCUUUGCCACGGCGGUGGCGGGAGAUUCCAGCAUGGCGGUGCAGCCGAAACAGAAUCUGUCCAUGGACAGUGCAGUUGAAAGUGGGUUUUUAAACUUUAUUUUCUCCAUGCCGGAUAAACCAGACACCACUUUCAGAAUUUUCGACCGCAACGACUACUACACCGUUCACGGCAAAGACGCCAUAUUCGCGGCGAAGGAAGUUUUCAAGACCAACGGCGUCAUCAAGUAUUUGGGAUCAGGGAGUCGCAAGCUGGAAAGUGUUGUUUUGAGCAAGCUGAACUUUGACGCCUUUGUCAAAGACUUGCUGCUGGUUCGACAGUAUAGAGUAGAGCUCUACAGGAACCACAGCAAAAACAGCAAAGAGCAUGACUGGAGGAUUGAAUACAAGGCCUCUCCAGGAAACCUGAUCCAGUUUGAGGAGAUCCUGUUUGGUGGAGGAGCUGGAGCAGAGGGCUGCGCAGGAGUUGUAGCUGUUCGCUGUGCUUCAGCAGCCGAUGGACAGCGUGUUGUCGGCGUAGGAUAUGUGGAUGCAGCUCAAAGAAAUAUGGGAGUGUGUGAGUUUCCCGACAAUGAGAUAUUCUCCAACCUGGAGUCUCUGCUCGUUCAACUUGGCCCCAAAGAAUGUUUGUUAACCCAAGGUGAAGGAAGCGCUGAUAGUAAACUACGACAGGUGGUAGAACGUGGUGGCAUGCUGGUCUCUGACAGAAAGAGAGCAGAUUUUAGCAGCAAGGAUAUAGUGCAGGAUCUGAACAGGCUGCUUAGAGCCAAGAGAGGAGAGGCAGCAGCCAGCAACUCACUGCCAGAGCUGGACAAACAGGUGGCCAUGUCAUGCCUGGCUGCAGUGGUUCGUUUCCUUGAGCUGCUCUCUGACGAGUCAAACUUUAAUUCCUUUAGUCUGACCACACUAGACCUGGGUCAGUUCAUGAGACUGGAUAAUGCCGCAGUGAGGGCUCUUAACCUUUUCCAGGCUUCACCCGACGAUGCCAGCAGAGCACAUUCUUUAGCUGGUCUAUUGAACAAGUGCCGCACGCCCCAGGGUCAGCGGCUGGUCAACCAGUGGAUCAAGCAACCUCUCAUGGACAAAACCAAGAUUGAAGAGAGGCUGGACCUGGUGGAGAGCUUUGUAUGUGACUCUGAACUCAGACACACAUGUCAGGAGGAUCUGCUGCGGCGGUUUCCAGACCUUCACCGCUUGGCAAAGAAGUUCCACCGUCACAGUGCCACACUACAGGACUGCUACCGUGUCUACCAGGCCGUAAACCAGAUCCCUGCACUGAUCACAGCUUUAGAGAGAUACUCAGGCAACUUCCAGGUCCUGUUGGAAGCCGUGUUCGUUUCUCCCCUCAGAGACCUGCAGAAUGAUUUCACCAAGUAUCAGGAGAUGAUUGAAACCACUCUGGAUAUGAACCAGGUUGACCACCACGAGUUCCUGGUGAAGGCGUCAUUUGACGCAGUGUUAACUGAACUGAGAGAGAAGAUGGACGAAUUGGAUGAGAGCAUGCAGGCUGUGUUGAGCAGUGCAGCCAGAGAACUCGGUUUGGAGGCUGGUAAGACGGUGAAGCUGGAGUCGAACGCCAUGCUGGGUUUUUAUCUGAGGGUCACCUGCAAAGCGGAGAAGGGCCUGAGGAACAACAAGAAAUUUACCAUGCUGGACGUCCAGAAGAAUGGUGUGCGAUUCACAAACAGCAAACUGAGCUCUCUGAAUGAGGAGUACACCAAGAGCAGGGAGGAGUAUGAGGAGGCCCAGAAUGCAAUCGUGAAAGAGAUAAUCAACAUCGCCUCAGGUUACGUGGACCCCCUGCAGACGCUGAGCGAUGUGAUAGCACAACUGGACGCAGUGGCCAGUUUUGCCGUGGCAUCUGUCUCGGCUCCCGUUCCAUAUGUUCGACCUCAGAUCCUAGAUGAUGGCAGCCGCCGCUUAGAGCUGCUGCAGGCCAGGCAUCCCUGCAUGGAGAACGAUCCAGAUACCAGCUUCAUACCCAACGACAUCAGCUUUGUCCAGGGAAAGAAGAACUUCUACAUCAUUACAGGUCCAAAUAUGGGUGGUAAGUCGACUUUCAUCCGCCAGGUGGGUGUGGUCGCUCUGAUGGCUCAGAUCGGCUGUUUUGUACCAUGUGAAAAGGCAGAGCUAAGUGUGUUCGACAGCAUCCUGGCCAGAGUGGGGGCUGGAGACAGCCAGUUGAAGGGGGUGUCCACCUUCAUGGCUGAGAUGUUGGAAAUUGCUGCCAUUCUACGCUCAGCCACAGAGAAAUCGCUGGUCAUAAUCGAUGAGCUGGGCAGGGGCACGUCCACCUACGAUGGCUUUGGACUGGCCUGGGCCAUUAGUGAACACAUAGCAUCCAAGAUCAGCAGCUUCUGUAUGUUUGCCACGCACUUCCAUGAGUUGACGGCACUUGCUGCACAACAAUCCAGUGUCCACAACCUUCACGUGACAGCCCUGACAUCCCAUGACACACUCACCAUGCUGUACAGAGUCAGAGCAGGUGUGUGUGAUCAGAGUUUUGGUAUCCACGUUGCCGAAAUGGCAAAUUUCCCUCCCUGGGUGGUUGCUGUUGCGAAAGAGAAGGCGGAAGAACUGGAGGAGUUUCAGGAGCCCACGGCGGUGGUGUCUUCGGAGGAUGAAAAGCCUGUGGCCAAAAGACGGCUCACAGACAAACAAGUGGGAGAAAACCUGAUCCAGGACUUCCUGGAAAAGGCCAAGUCGGUUCCAGCUGCCAGCAUGUCUGAGGAGGAGGUGAAGGAGGAGCUAAGGAGAAUGAAGGAGGAGCUGGUUUCCAAAAACAACUCGUACGUAGCAGAGAUCCUGGCACGCUGUCUUCCUGUGAAAUCAGCCUGAUCCCUUUCUCUGUAAAUGACUUAUGUGCUGUGCAGUUGUUCAAUAAACAUUAACAUGUGGAUGUUUUUCACUGUCACAGCUUUAAUAUAGGCAUUGUUUUGUCGACAGCUUUGCUGUGGGGUGAAAUUUGGCCCAUGGGCAUUGGUUUUUACAUGCUCCAGACCAGAAUUGAGCGAACUAAGGCCCACCCCGUUUCAGACUGUUGGUAUUGGAACUUGUUGCAGAGCUUUUUCUGCUCUUACUUUACAGUUAAGUCGUCUGCACCUGUCAUAAAGUUGCCCUGGUGUUUAUGUCUAACCUUGAUUAAGUUAGUUAUUUUCUGUUGCUUUACAUAAGUAGUUCAUCUUAAUGUGUUUCUGCUGGUUAGAAUAUUAAGUGUUGAUUACCAGUGGACAAAUGAACAGUGUUGCAUAAAACAUGUAUGGACAAAAUAAGUAAUCCUAAAAAUGCAAUUCAGCAAACUGAUCAGGAUCCAGAGGAUCAUUUUUACCUCACCACAUCACAUUCAAUUGGUGAUACACUGGAGAACCUGUAAUUUUUCAUGUAAAAUAUGUAAUCUACUGCCAUAGGGAAUCUGUGCAAGUACCUGAAUACCAGUCAAUACGCAGGGACCAAAGCACUUCAUUUCAUCAUUCAAAUAAACCACAAUUUUAACUCAGAAAAAAACACCAUCUCUUGUCCCGCUGCAAGCCCUGUAAAACUCUUCGGUUUGGAAGUACGAAAUAGAAACCAAAGUUGAUCUAAUAAAGUUUUAUUUUCUUAGAAA
This is a messenger RNA of Cynoglossus semilaevis (tongue sole), 3623 nucleotides long. RefSeq names its product mutS homolog 2 (E. coli) (gene msh2). Gene Ontology annotation, biological process: somatic recombination of immunoglobulin genes involved in immune response; mitotic recombination; mismatch repair. NCBI's taxonomy places the organism in Eukaryota, Metazoa, Chordata, Actinopteri, Pleuronectiformes, Cynoglossidae. The record is from RefSeq and is a predicted model, not a curated record. Gene Ontology annotation, molecular function: mismatched DNA binding; ATP-dependent DNA damage sensor activity; ATP binding. The transcript has 16 exons. Bases 53 to 2857 code for a protein of 934 amino acids. Gene Ontology annotation, cellular component: MutSalpha complex; nucleus.